AUGUCGCAGAACAGGAGUAGAGGACUGCUCGCUUUGCUGUUAAUAGUGCUGGAGUGGACCCGACCAGGCCUUCCAUCCCCGCUGAGGCCAAUCUGUGACCUGAGGGUCCUGAACCAUUUCAUCAAGGAGGCACGAGACGCAGAAGUAGCGAUGAAGUCAUGUAGAGAAGGAUGCAGCCUGACAGAAUCUGUCACUGUCCCCCAAACCAGAGUGGAAUUUGAUGUAUGGGAGAAGAAGACUGCAUUGGAGCAAGCCCAGGAAGUGCAGACUGGCUUAUGGCUAUUAAAACAGUCCCUGAGCUUGCUACGCACGUCAGUCACCAACACAGCACUGCACACCCACAUAGAUAACUCCAUAAGAAACCUGCUCAGCAUCAGUGCUGUGCUGCGCAGCCUCAACAUCCAGGAAUUUACCCCACCGGCAAGUGCAGCAGGACUUGAGGGAACAUGGACAGUGUCCUCGCCAACAGAUUUGCUCCAGGUCCAUGUCAACUUCCUUCGAGGCAAAGUGCGCCUCCUACUUUUGGACGCACAGGCUUGUCAGCAAGACGUCAGCUGA
Messenger RNA from Cheilinus undulatus (humphead wrasse), 558 nucleotides. RefSeq names its product erythropoietin a (gene epoa). Gene Ontology annotation, cellular component: extracellular region. The coding region runs from base 1 to 558 and encodes 185 amino acids. Gene Ontology annotation, biological process: nucleate erythrocyte development. Gene Ontology annotation, molecular function: cytokine activity; erythropoietin receptor binding; hormone activity. The transcript has 5 exons. The record is from RefSeq and is a predicted model, not a curated record. Lineage: Eukaryota; Metazoa; Chordata; Actinopteri; Labriformes; Labridae.